Molecule: messenger RNA, 894 nt
Organism: Emericellopsis cladophorae
Lineage: Eukaryota; Fungi; Ascomycota; Sordariomycetes; Hypocreales; Bionectriaceae
Product: Allergen Asp f-like protein
Exons: 1
Coding region: 1-894 (297 amino acids)
Cellular component (GO): extracellular region
Molecular function (GO): IgE binding
Source: RefSeq, a predicted model, not a curated record
AUGAAGUUCACCACCACUGCUCUCUUCGCGGCUGCCGCCAUUGGCGCCUCUGCCCACCCCAGCGGCCACGCCCACAAGCACGCCCAUCGCUCCGCCGGCGCGGCCAAGUUCGUCCAGUACGUCCAGCCUCAGCCUUCCGUCGAGGCUGUCGCCGCGGCCGAGCCCACCACCACCGCCGCCGAGGCCCCCGCGAAGACCACCGCCGCGCAGGCUGACCAGGAUGAUGACUCCUCCUCGUCCGGCGGCGACUCUGGCGUCGACACCUACACCGAUUUCUGCGGCGGCAAGUCCAAGCGCGCCACCGUGGCCGAGAUUGCCUACACGGGCAACAUUGGCACCGCCGACGACUACGGCUGCAACAUGAUGCUCGUCAAGAGCAACGUGGCCAAGAAGUACAACUACAUUGCCGCCAUCAAGAACGCCUCCGACAAGCAGCAGGAGUGCGUUGCCUACCUCAAGAUCGGUCCCGAGAACAACGAGAUCAACGGUUUCUUCAAGGGCAAGGAGGCCAAGAGCUUCUCGAUCCCCGCCGGUGUCACCCAGCACUUGGCCGUGGACGAGAACACCCAAGGUGGCGUCAUCUGCCAGGUCGGCGGCAUCGAGACCACCAAAUGGGGCGAGUACGCCUCCACCUGGGCCGAGUUCGACAUGGCCAACACCAGCAACGACGGCUGGUCCGGCGCUGACGCCUCAUGCCUGGUUGCGUCCCGCUACGACAUGACCAUCCCCGGCCUGCAGAUCUGCGGCCAUGACACCUGCUCCACCAUUAACCCUGGCGGCACCGGCACCAACGCUUUCCUCAAGGGCAUGGAGGCCGAGGACGGCUGGGGCCUCAACAUCCCCGCUGGCGAUGUCUGGCUGGACAUCACUGUCGGCUACGAGGGCGGCAACUAA